AUGGAAGACAAUAAUGAAAAUGAUGCUGGCACUAAGACUGGUGAUCCAGGUGCAAGUCGGCAUGGAAACUUUAUCAAUUAUUACAAGUUUCAUCCAGCGAACGAGCGUAUUUGUCAACUUCCGCAGGGGCUGUGGUUAUCUCCGGACGGGAAAUACAUCGGGCUUGAUGUCGGCUGCAAUGCCGGGGAACUUACGAUUCAACUGCGUAAAUUUCUUCAAGAUAAUCUUACUGUAAAUACAGAUAUAAGUCUACUGGGUAUUGACCUCGAUCCAAUUUUAAUAGAACGUGCACGUGAAAAUAAUACGUACCCACAAUCAAUAACUUUUGAAUGUCUUGAUUUUAUGUUAUCUCAAAAUAGGGAUGAUAUCAUUAAAACUUAUUUAAAAAAAUUUGAGAAAAAUAAAUUCAAUGUGAUAUUUUGUUUCUCUGUUACAAUGUGGAUUCAUUUAAAUCACGGCGAUGAGGGUCUUGUUAAAUUCUUAGAAGACAUUUGCUCUUAUACACAAAUGCUCGUUAUUGAACCGCAGACUUGGAAGUGUUACCGUAAUGCUUCGAGAAGAUUGAGACGUUCUAGGGAACAAGAUUUUACAUUAAUAAACUCAUUAAAAUUAACUGGCGAUAUGGACAAACAUAUUGUGGAUAUUUGUACAAAAAAAUGUAAUCUUCAGAGGAUUGCCAUGAGCGAAGACAAUACUUGGGGUAGAAAAAUUCUAAUCUUCAAGAGAAAUUAA
This is a messenger RNA of Cotesia congregata, 732 nucleotides long. NCBI's taxonomy places the organism in Eukaryota, Metazoa, Arthropoda, Insecta, Hymenoptera, Braconidae. The record is from the annotation of a GenBank genome assembly.